This is a messenger RNA of Cryptotermes secundus, 1962 nucleotides long. RefSeq lists its product as uncharacterized. The transcript has 6 exons. Lineage: Eukaryota; Metazoa; Arthropoda; Insecta; Blattodea; Kalotermitidae. The record is from RefSeq and is a predicted model, not a curated record. The coding region runs from base 150 to 641 and encodes 163 amino acids.
AGAGGUGUUUCACUUUUAUUUAGCCUACGGUUCCAACUGGCUUACCCCAUGAGGUGAAUUCUUGUGCCUAAGAAGCAACGUCACUCAAACAUAUUUUUGGAUACUGAAACAGCUUCUAAUAGGUGGGAAAUUCUCCGUACACAUACAAGAUGGUGGUAAUGCUGAGGCAGUGUUGCUGCAGUUUUUCUCUGGGAACUGGCACAAUUAUUAUAGGAAUUAUUGAAAUGAUAGGCGGGAUUACGAAUGUCGUAUUGGGCAUCAUAGCUGCUAUUCAAGCGAGUACAGGACCGAUGACGGAAGAGAAUAUACUUGACGCUCUCAUUACUAUCAGAGUAACCAGCAUAAUACUCACCUUGAUAGCAGCGCUAUUCACGUUGAUGGCCGUUCUACUUAUCAUUGGCGCAAGAAGGAAUACACCGUGGUUUCUGUCUCCUUGGAUGAUAUAUACUUGCUUUUAUAUAUUUGCUACUGUGGUUUCAUACGUCAUAAACACUGUAGCAUACGCAGAGACAGGAGACAAUUUGGAAGCAUGCUUCUCCGUUCUAAGAGCCGUUCUGACUGUGUCGCUGCAGACAUACUUUCUUCUCGUUGUUUAUAGUCUCUAUCGAGAGCUCAGGGGCGACGACUUGCUGAACGUGUGAUCUGGAACACUGCAGUGCCUUACAAGAACACAGAAGUCAUGUCGUGAUUAACUUCAGCAACACACAUCGGUAUUAUGAACUGAAACGUUGUACUUAAUGCAGGUUUCUGUACAUGUACUGUGGGUAUGUUUCUGUACAGAGAUCAAAACUGUGAAUUUCAUCGCAAAUUAUUACUCAAGGUCGCUUCCGUUCUGGUUUUCCGACCAAUAAUCUGUACCCAUUUUCAAGUUCUCCUACGGUCUGGACGAGUUCCUUUGUGUAGUGUUAACCAGCAGGCAACGGCGUGACCACAGAAGCUGAAAAAUCUCCAAUGUUAAGGUGUUUUUCCAAGCAACGACUAGUGAAGACACUGCAGGUUGGAGACAACUUAGCGUGUAGCGAUUUCUAAAGUGAGGAAAUCAGUGAUAGCCUUGUGACUGCUUGUAGCUCCGAGUCGUGUGUGUGGGUGGUCGAUGGAUCGAUACACCAAUCCAUACCCCGUCUAUAGUCACACACGCCUAAAUCGUGACAAUACCUAUGAAUGCCAUAGGAUGGUUAAGUACAACAUUAUAGCUCCACGUUAGCUAUUUUCUCGAUUCUCCUGUUAACUUCGUCUUUAAAAUAGCUGAGCAGCUGACGCAUCUAAACAACUAACUAACUUUCUAAUCACACAACUAAGAAAAUAAUUAGUUACUUCGCCACAAGAAAACAGACCCAAAAUACUGAAGACAAGAGAUCUGAAAUCCUCACAAAGUACCAAGAAUAAGGUACUCUCCGACAUGACGCAAAAUUUAAGGAAGCAUCCUGAAGAUGGAAGCAAUAGGUUGUUCCGAAUUGUCGGUAACCAUCUGCCAAACUCUAUGGCAUCACAUCUGCAAUAAGAUAAGAACUUACCACUAAACUUUCUCCAAGGUUACACGAAUCCGAUCCGUCUAAGUACAACCAAUUUUUUAGAGAUUCCUUUUAGUAUUAUCCUUUCCUGAAUAGGAGUGGGGGGAAUAACGAGCAUUAAAUUUGUCCCGAAUGUAGCGAAGAAGAAGAAGACUGGAUCAUCAUUAAAAGUGAAGGAAGCAACAUAGAUUUGAGGGACGAGAUUUUGUAUCAGAAGUUCAAGAAUAUCUAUGCAGACGUAGCUACAAGGUGAUAACAUGAUGUAAGAAUAAAGAGCAAUGGCUAAAGACAGGGUUAUAUGAUCAAAUGUAAAGAAAAUUUGUAAGAACAGCGAGAAUGAAGUGGAAAUAAACUUAAAAAAAAAAUUGCAAUUAUUACGAUUAGCAAUAGGAUAUGUAUAAUACGACUAUGAAUGUAUAAUAGAUGAAUAUUAUACUGCAAAAGGAAUAUA